GUGCGAGUCUUCUUUUUCUAUACCUGUCAUACAUGUUUUCUGUAAUUUAUUUACAUUUUGUUUAAGUGAAUAAAACAAUUUAACUUAUUUCUCUGGGGAAGUCAGCAAACCUUAAUUACAUAUAAGCUUUCAGUAUUUAAGAGUCUUAAAUGUCCGGUUACGAGGAUCGUGAUAGUGACUACGAAGAUGCCGAUAAGGAAAUAUUUAGUUCCUCAUUUAAGCCAUCUUACGUUGUUAUUGGCAUUGAUAACCAUUCAUCAAUGUUUGAAAAAAAUUUAAAUGGAAUAACACCAUUUCGUAUGUGUUUAAAAGCAUGUCAUAACUUAGCAGAGAAUUUGCUUUUCCGUAAAGAUGCUAGGUCUUGGAGCCAUUUUGCUAUUCUAAUAUCGGGCAUAUCUAAACCUUUGACAACGUUUAGUGAAAAUGUUGUGGAUGUUAUAAAAAUGUUAAAAGCAACAUCUGACUUAUCUGAUGAUGCCUUGAGCCAGGAGUACCAAAGAAAAGGAAAUUUGGAUUUAUCAUCAUUUUUCCUUUCUGGUAAAAAACUUUUUCACGAAGUAAAAACAGUAUUUUAUAAAAGAACUUUUCUCUAUAUGAGUAACGAUGAUAACCCAGUUAAAGACAAAAAUUCCAAGUUCACUGCUUUCAAUGAAAUCAAAACAUUUGCUGGAAGUCAGAUUCAAUUUCAAGUUAUACCAACAGUACCAUCAUUUAACUACAAACUCUUUUAUAAUGAGGUAUUUAAUCUACUGGGAGGUCUAAAUGAAGAAGAAAUUUGUACUGAUACAGAAGGUUUGACACAAAAGUUGUCCUCAACAAUAUUAGUUAAUAUAAAUAAACGUAAACUAAAUUUUUAUCCAUUUAAAGGUGAUACUACACGUUUUUUGAAAUGUUUGAGACUGUACAUUUAUUCGAACAUACAACUGUAUAAUAAUUAUAUGACUAAAGAUGGUCAAAAAGUAAUUAAUACAUCUAGACAAAGUGAUACUCCUGUAUAUUAUCGUAUAAAGUAUAUUAGCUCAGAUAAAGCACCAAAUGUUAAAUUUGAUAUAGACGAAAAAGACCGUUUAAUGGAUUUUGAUACACCAAAAGGACUGAUUCUUUGUUAUGUAGCCGAUAGACAAGUGGGAAUUGGUCAUAUAUUUACUAGCCCUAAUUUAAUAAGAGCAGAUCCUAAAGAAGACCUACCUUAUUUUAAUAAAUUUUGGGAUAAUUGUGUAGCCACUAAUAAAGUUUUAGUUUGUACAUCAAAAAUGAGGCAACCAGAUAAAAUUAGAUGUGUGGAGUUGAUUCCUGUAUUGGUAGAUGGAAUUCAAAUGUUUUUAGAAAAGGUGUUACCGUUUGGAAAUGAGAUAAUUCUUCCUCAAAAGUUGAAUUAUCCAAUAGAAGAGGUAAAUGAAGAGAGAAAGGAAGCUGUCCGGAAACUAGUAGACAAGUUGACCUUUGACUUUGAACCUAAUAUGAUAACGGAUAUCCAAUUCCAGAAAAAGAAAGCUUAUAUAAGAGCAAAAUUACUGAAUGAACCAAUCAUACCAGUAAAUGAUAUUCAAAUAGAUCCCCAAGCUCUAGAUAGUGUUCUGGAUGAAGUAAUCACAGAGAUCAAGGAGAAGUUCGAUUUAAAAGAAACAGAAAAGAAAAGAGGCCGAUCUUCAUCAUCCCAAAGAAGUAGAAACAAGAGAUUCAAAUGAAAUUUAGUUCACUGUUUGUGUUAUUUGUAAUUUUUUAUAAUAAUCUUGUAUCUAUUACAUUCUUCCAAAUAUUUCAUCAAAUUAUAAAGAUUUAUGAAAUUCUAUAAACUCAAUGCACCCACUUAACUAGUCCCGACAUUAUACUUCAUUUAAAGAUUCCAGUCAUUCAUUAAAAUUGGCAAAGUGAAAUUUAACACUUUGAGCCCCGGUGAGGUCCAUAGGCCAGUAAUAACUUUUCCCAUAGCUCAGAGCGGUCCUAUGAACAGAACGACAUAUUUUAUUCCAAACCUCCCCUAUUGCACAAGGGACCGUAUUUAAAUGCGUUUUACAGUUUGUCUAUUUAUUUUUUUUUCAUGAUCUUCAACUCCAUUGUAAAACAAAAAAAUAUUACUUUAGAUAUUUUGUCGUCUAUCACUUUAAUUCCCCGGCAGGAGACUCUUUCUCAAGAAGUGGUAUUCUGCCUCAGUUAAGGGGGUCAUCCCAUGUGAUGGCCUGUUUUUUAGGAUUUUUUUUCUAUGCCCUGUAAAUAGAUAGAGUUUGAGUUUAUUACCAUUACCAGAUUAUACUUUCCAAACAAGAUGACAUUCUUUAAGUUUGAGGAUCUUAUGUUAUUCUUAUGUCUUAUUCGAUAUGUUACUGAUGUUUGCUUGAAAAUAAGAGGCUUAAAUGGUGUUGACUUUAUUCUCAUUGUUAAGCUAGGCACAAAAUAUUUAAUGAAAUUUGAGGUUAGGAUUAUGAUUAAUACUAUUUUCUGUCUAUCACACUUCACUUAGUUUUGUUAUUAUAAUUUUUAAAUCGCACACAAAUAUUAAAUAAAAUGAUCUUGCAAUAAAUUUCAAGCAGUUUCUUGCACGUUGUCUUGCAUCAUGUUAAGUGGCAUUAACAUUGUAGAUUUGUUCUUGGUAGCUGCACUGGCAGAAAUAGUUCAGGAAGUGUACACUACAGCAUUCUUUGUAGAAGAAAGCACUAGUGUCGUUGUUCUUAGUAGCAGUACAAGAGAACUAGUUCACCCAGUACACUGUACUGGGUCUAGAAUCACUUCAGCUAGUGCAGUGCAAUAAGUGUAAUAUGAUAAUGGUGGCACUACAUCUUUGUCUUCGAACGAAUGUAAAAUACCAAAAAGUACUAAAUCGUUUUGCAUUAUUGUUAAUACUACAAGGCUUGAAUCACAUCAAAUACGACAAUCAACUACUACAUCGUUCUUUGUCUCCGAUCAAAUUAAUUCUAUACAAUCACGAACUGGCCUGCACUGAUCCAGUUCCGGUGCAGCUACCAAGAACAAACCUUGUUUCUCGUAUGACAAAUAUGUGUGCCUCAGGCUAUAUUCUGUAAUUUGUGCUGUGUUUCCAUUUCGCCCGCGAUUUGCAUUAGAAAUGAACCCCAAUGGAUUGUAUGCUUAGAACAUAGACUACUCUAUGUUUGUGAUACAAUUUUAGAACAUCACACAUGGCGUCGCAUAGAUGAAAUGAAAAAUGUUUCAUCUAUGUGCUAACAGCAUGGCCUAAUAUUUUAAUCCAAUGUUUAUUUUGAUCCUUUUAUGAUAAAAGUACAUUAAAAAAAACGAUUAUAAAAUAAGAAUUUCUUCUAUUAAAAUGUUCUUGUCGCUCUAUGUUGAUCACACACAUGUCAUUAAUUUUUCAAACUUUGGUCCACGCAUGCAAGUAAAUAAAUUGUUCGUUCAUUGUAGUUGAAGUGAAGAACAAUUAUGUGUUAAUAUGUAAUGAAAACAUUGAUACCGAUAUACACCCAUAUCGUUGUUGAUAUUUAAGGUAGUUUUAUUGAUAAGUGUCACUGAACGUGUAUAAAUACUUAAUAUCCAUUUUUUAAAUGUAGAUAGUCAUUGUUGUUUUAGUCUUAGAGCGUGAAGGUUAUAAAUAUAUAUAUUGGAAGAAUGACUAGUAUACAUGCUGCAAAUAUUCAUGAAAUUUACGAUAUGCCAAUAUCAGCUAUUCUUAGACCAUUUAUACCAGAGUUAGAUGAAAGUAAAGUAGAAUCCUUGAUGAUGACUCUAUUAGAUCCAGUGAAAAAGCACACAGUUCCCCCAAUAGAUGUUCUUUGGAUAACUGGCAGAAAAGGAGGUAAUUAUUAUUACAGUUUUGGAGGGUGUCAUAGAUUUGCUGCACACAAGAGGCUUAAGUUAGAUACAAUAAAAGUGAAGUUAAUCAAAUCUAAUAUUAACGAUUUGAAAUGCUAUUUAGGUGCCAGUACACCAGAUUUAAAAUAAACUAUAAAAUUUUAUAUUUUUCUUUUUAAGUAUAGUUAGUUUUGGACUAAUAAAUUUUUAACUUUUAUGUUGUUUACUAUUAAUGGAAAGAAAUUUCAAUAAACUCUACAUUAUGAAUAUUUUCUAUCAAUUUAAUUCUGUGGCAAUAAAAAAUUCUAUAACUUAUAUGAUUUCAAAAAUUUACUGUUGAAGCAAUAGUCUUCCAAUGCUAAAAUUAAUGAAAUUGUAGAUGGCGAGAAAACUUUUUACAAAUUUUCGAUUUUUGUAUAUGACAUAGAUGUGCGAUUUGUUAAGUUAAUUUCAAAUUAUUGAAAUCUUUAUCAAAUGUUAGAGGUCAUAUUCAAAUUGUGCAAUACAAAAGUUUAUUGAAAAUUUCAUUAUGCGUUGGUAAAUGUAAACCCAAUACAAUUAAUAUUAAUAAGUUUUGAACAAUAUACGCGCACAUUUCAUACAAUUAUUUACACAUUGUUUAAUUUAAAUAAUUAUCAAAACAUAGAAAAAUUGGCAUUAUUUCAAUUUUGAAAAUAUACUAUUAUCAAGACUGCUUGGAAGAAUUAUAAAUAAUCCAAAAAUUAUCUUAUAUUUUAUUUCAGAAAGGUAUAGAGGAAUAAAACCUCAUUAGGUAUGCCACCUUCAUAAUUUGGCACUGAGGUUUCAUUGUAAUUUUUUUUCUUUUUAUCAAGUGCAGGUAAUAUCACCCGGGUUGGGGUCAAUACAUGGGUUUAGCCUAUUGUUAUCCAUUCACAAACACUGAAAAUAGUGUGCCAAAGGCGUGCCGGUAGGAUACUCGUAAAAAGGAAAGCCGAAUCUGAAAUAGGGUUGGAAUUAUGCAGAGCACUAAUAGAAGGUUAAAUGGUACCUGCUAAACGCAAAACAUAAGUGUAUAAUCCACUACCUAAGUAAUUCCUACGCAAUAUUUCGAUAUUGACACUUCAGGCCAGAAAACAUACUUUUCCUAAUUCUCUUACACAAUUACUUGAAAUUUUAAUAUUACAAACAAUACUUUCAAGAUUUACACCUAUGGCCGAUACCGAAACUGAACUAGACUAUAAUAAACAUACAGUUUAUAACCUUAAUUCCCCAGCAGGAGACUCUUCCUCAGGAAGUUGUAUUUCACUGAACUGCUCUGUAUAUCGUGCACCAAUUUUGUUUGACCAUAAUAUCCAUUAUAGAAAUUGGAUUGAAACAUAAGGAUAUAUAAUGGGUAUUAGAUUUAACCUUCCGGUGGGUGCGCCGUUGUACUGAGUGUUACAGGUGUUUUGUUUCGGUUUUCCCUUAUACCUGAAGGAUUAACGAGACUUCUCACCCCUCAUUCCACCCCUACCACAACCUUUACAUAAUAGAAAACAGAAAAAUAUCUGCAGUGGUUUAGUCCUAAAAAACAAUAAAUGUUGUUCAAAUAAAACUUGUUUUCAGUAUAUUAAUUAGUAAUAAAAUGUUGAUCAAAUAAAACAUAUUUUCAAUUUUUGUGCCUCUAAUACUUGAUAAUCAAUAUCCUCUAUAAGUAUCAUUCAAUGGGAUUUUUUAUUGUUUUAAUUAAAAUAUUGAUUAAACAAAGAAGAAAUAAUACUACUGUAAAACAAGCACUAGGAGCUAAUGUUUGGCUAUAAUUCAGUUAAUCCAUUGUAAAAAACAUAGGUAAGAGUAAAUAAUCUAUUUUAGCAAAAUUAAAUGUAAAAAUAAACAUUCGCGAAAGUUUUGAAUAAAAUUAACUGUACUCAGUACAACGCGCGCAUGCCCGAAGGUUAAGGAAACUUGCCAAAGAUAAACAGUUUAAACAAAAUAGAAGUAUAAAUAGAAAAAGUUUAACAAAUCCAUACUUUUAACGAAAUAUGACUAUUAUAGAAAAGCCUUUGCUAAAAUACUAUUAACUAAAUUUGUUGCCCGCUGGAAAAGGGAUGAAAGGGAUGAAGCAGUUUUAUAACCAGUAGUACCAUGAAACAAACGGUUUUAUUUUUUAAAUUAUAUGUACAUCUUUAACAAGUAUAUAAAAUCUACUAAAUUAAUUCUACUUUGCUUAAUAUAACAAUUUGUACUAAAUAUUGUACAAAAUAAUUGAAUAUUCCCCGAAGGGUUUAUUUGUGAAGCAGUCCUUCACAUGGCAUUAAAUCUGAACUUAUUUUUACUUAGUUUCUUAGAACUGUGGCCAAAUAAUAAUAACGGUUUUUUAGUAUAUUAAGUGGUUAUACUACCCAGCUUGGAUUAGUUAAAGUGCACUGUAAAAUAAAAUUUUUGUUGGUUAAAACUUGUAAACGGAUCAAAAUAUUUUGAGGUUUCUUUAAAAAUAAAUUGUUUAUUUGAAAAAUCCACAUAUCCAUAAAGACAUUUGUAGCUUAACGUAUUCUAUAUUAGACGAGAAACCCCACAUGUUCUAAUCACAUAACACUUUCCACGCAUGUUUAAUGUCUCUGAGACCGGACGGGAAAUUUGGCCCUUCCAAAUUGGCAUCCCUGAUGGUUCGUCCACUUUCUACCGCUCAGUAGUUUCCCGCCAUUUGUUAUUUGUAACCUUCAGUUGUCUGUGAACCGUCUUGCCGUGCAUAUUUUAUUGUUUAUGAUACGGUCUCUUGUACCGGACCAUACGCUUAGUGUUUGGCGAGUCCCGGCCUGUAGUACUGGAUGAUACGAGUUACAUAUGAAGUUUUGUUGUUGUAUAUGUCAAAGUAAAUAGCCUUAGUUUUUUGUUGUUGUACAACAAUGGCGAGGAAGAAAGUGGCGUAGAUGUAGACGAUACAGAUCAAGAUUAUGUUGUUUCUGCUGAUAGUGACAGUAGUGUCGGGAGUAGUCUGUAUGACGAACCUCAAAUAGAGGAUGAAGUGAGUGAUUUCAUAUUUCCCAUAAUGAUCCGAUUGGUAUAAGUAAAAGACUCUGUCGACGAUUUUUUUUAAGUUUUCUCACUUAUUUUUAUAAAAAAACAACGUAAUAAACGCUAAGGUAACAGUUAUUACAAAUCUGAUCAUGAAGAUCUAUAACCAAUAUUUUUCUAGCCUAACUUAACUAACGUGGAAAUUCUUAAAUCUCAAGGUCCUAUUCUUUAGCAUACCUUAGUAAAUUUUAGCAACACUACCGUUUACGUAGUCUGAUUUUAACUACUUCAAUUAAAAUAACUCAAAUGGCUUGAUCCUAUUAAGCCUUCUCACUAAAUUGGCAUUGUCGAGUUAGAUAACCUCAACGUUACCAUGUUAUAGUAUCGCGAAUUGGAUUAGGUUAGGUUAACACUUUCUACAUUGAGGUCCUUAUGCAGUUGUUGUUACGUUGUAUCAAUUGAUUGUUACUUUUACUGGCACAACCCCAAAGUUGUAUGCCAUUUGUCCAGACGGGUUUUAGUAUCUAUUUUUAGAGAAGCAAUUUGUUGUAUGUGGACAAGUCUUUUUAUAUUUUAUACCUAGCCAACGGAGAUAACGGGAAAAAAGUUUGAGGGGUAGUAUAACUUCUCAGCAUUUCAUUAUCAAUCUUUUCAAUUGAAUAUAUUUGAAAUGAAAAUUUUUCAGUUGGGGAAAAUUUUAAGAAACAAUGGAUGAAAAGAAAAACUGGAACUGUCAACAAUAUAGAUUUUCUUAAAUAUUUUCAGCAGGUUAUUUAGAAUUUCUUUUUUUUUACUUAUUGAAUUUCCUUAUUUUUGGUGUAUUUCAAUGAAACAUCAUGAAUUCUAUAAAUUCAAAUGAUCUGGUGAACUUGGAAAAUCGAUAUUAGAGCUAAAAUAUUUUUAAUGCUGUAAAGAAUUCAUUUAUAUGUAAAUAAUUUAAAAAUUACCAACUAUGUUAUUCAACACUGUUUAAAAUAUUUUUAAAUAUUAAUAAAAAUAAAAUAGUCUAGUCUAAGGGGUCGGCAACCUAUGACCCGUGGAUCAUCGAGUGACCCAUUUGGUGAUUUCGAGAGACCCACUUUAGUUCCGAAAAUAGAGUAUAAGAUAUACAAACUUUUUUUUAUUUUCCCAAAAAAUUUUGGUCGCAAAGUUAUGAACGUACCAAAUUUGAAUCCAGUGUAACACAUAAAAAUAUCAAUUAAAGCCCGACUCCCUCCUGACUGGAUAUGGAAUCGGCCGAUUGUAUAUCAGUUAUAGUUAUAGCACGUGUAGUACAGUAGUACAAUAAUAUUGACCUAGUGAAAUAAAUGUUAUUAUUUAAAAAAGUUACCAUGAACAAACAAAAAGUAAAAGAGAUUUUUCUUUUACUUAAAGUAUCUUUAAUACUCGCAUUUUGUUUGAUUUUGACCCCCGGCCAAAAAAAGGUUGCCGACCCCUGGCCUAGUCUAUAUCGAGAUCGAAAAUCAUAAUCUGCAAAAA
Messenger RNA from Diorhabda carinulata, 8196 nucleotides. RefSeq names its product sulfiredoxin-1. The coding region runs from base 150 to 1688 and encodes 512 amino acids. The record is from RefSeq and is a predicted model, not a curated record. Gene Ontology annotation, molecular function: sulfiredoxin activity; telomeric repeat DNA binding; double-stranded DNA binding. Lineage: Eukaryota; Metazoa; Arthropoda; Insecta; Coleoptera; Chrysomelidae. Gene Ontology annotation, cellular component: cytoplasm; Ku70:Ku80 complex. The transcript has 3 exons. Gene Ontology annotation, biological process: cellular response to X-ray; cellular response to oxidative stress; cellular response to gamma radiation.